This is a messenger RNA of Teleopsis dalmanni, 1338 nucleotides long. RefSeq lists its product as uncharacterized. The record is from RefSeq and is a predicted model, not a curated record. Bases 1 to 1338 code for a protein of 445 amino acids. The transcript has a single exon. NCBI's taxonomy places the organism in Eukaryota, Metazoa, Arthropoda, Insecta, Diptera, Diopsidae.
AUGCAGACAUUCGCUACUAUAGGCAAUCGGGUUAUACUCUUGGCAACAGCACAAAUACGCAUCUUAAAUGGCUUUGGCGAUAUCGACUCGUGUCGAGCUCUAUGCGAUCCAGGCUCUCAGGUAAGUCUAAUGAGUACGCGAUAUUUUAAUCAACUGGCUCUGCGGAAGCAGAAAAGUGCAUUGCAAUUACAAGGCGUUGGCAGUGGCAAUCGUUCAUAUACUAAUGGCCGGGCAGUCUUGCGCAUAUUUUCGACUGUCAAUGCUUCAUUUGGCUUGGAUGUUGAAUUCUACAUCAUCAACAAAAUUACCUCAGCAAUCCCUGUGGCUCCAAUCAUGGAAAACUGUUGGCAGCAUUUACGCAAUUUGCCCUUGGCAGACCCGAAAUUUGGCGAAACUGGUGUUAUAGAUGCAUUGCUUGGCUCAGACGUAUGGGGCCAAUUGUUGGCAGAUGGCAUAGUUCGUGGCGAACUUGAUGAUCCUGUGGCACAAAAUACGCAAUUAGGCUGGGUUGUAUUCGGACCAGCUGAAGCAACCGUGCAUAACUACAAGGCGGAACAAUCUAUGGCAUUGCGUGUGGAGGCGCCUGAUGAGCGAGUUGAUGACCUUCUACACAGGCUAUUUGAAUCCAAAGAAAUUGACAUGGCUAAAGGCGAUACACUAGCAGCAGUUGAUCUUUGCGAGUGCAUUUUCAUGAGCACACAUAAGCGUUUUGAUGAUGGCAGUUAUUGCGUGCAAAUACCAUUUACACCAGAUGCUCCACCACUUGGCAAUUCACAUCAGAUGGCACUCAGGCAAUUUCACCAGUUGGAACGAAAAUUGGCAUCCAACUCAGAGCUCAGGCAAAGAUAUGUGGCUUUUAUGCGCGAAUACGAACAACUUGGUCACAUGCACCCUAUUCAGCAUCACUCAGGCGACACAUCUCAGGCAUACUACAUUCCACAUCAUGCAGUCAUGGCAAAAUUCCGAGUCGUAUUCAAUGCUUCCGCAAAAACAUCGAAUGGCAUAUCAUUAAAUGAUACACAACUCGCUGGCCCCCCAAUACAGGAUUUAUUACUUAACCUUUUGCUUCGCUUCAGGCAGCAUCGAAUAGCAUUCACAGCUGAUGUGGAGAAAAUGUUCAGGCAAGUCAAGGUUGACGAGAGGUACAGGCAGUGGCAACAGAUCCUCUGGCGGGAAUCAUCCGAUCAGCCCAUUCGCACAUAUCAAUUGGCUACCGUUACAUAUGGCACAACUAGUGGCACAUAUUUGGCUGUUCGCGCUAUGCAGCAAUGUGGCAGAGACAACUCUUAUAAACUCUCAGAUGAAGUACGAGCUAAAACUGCUUUGCAUCCUGAAUGA